ACUUCGGCCAUUAUUCUAAGUAGACAAAAAAGAAAGUACUGCACUACCAUGGAUUACACGGCAAAUUUUGUGACAUAAAUGAACUUUAGAACAUUUUAAGUAUGGUCACUGGAGAAAAUACACAAAUGGUGCCAACCGAGAAUGUCUGUGUGGCAGAUGAGGAGAAAUAUGUGUGUAUUGUGCGGGAUAUGGUAGACACCCAGUGCCAUGGGAUACGACACACCAUCAACUUACCAGGCUCCACCCCGGUGAAGGAUAUGAUGACCCAGGUUGCUGAGAUGUUUGGUUAUGUAGAUGACACAAUAGCCGUGCACUACGAGAUACAGACCGGAGCAGAGGUACACGAGGUGUCUCUCGGAGACCAUGAAGGGAAGAAACUUCAAGAUAUCUGUACAAAUGGAAUCAAGAAACACAAUUUUACCAUAGCUGAGAAAGAGGGCACACUACCCCAGAAAGCAGAGAGUGGUACCUCCUCUGGCACUAGCUCCUCGACCUCUGGUGUAUCAGGUGCCUCAGGUACCUCCUCCUCAUGCUUCAAUGGAGCCUCAACUUCUACUUCCACCGACUUCACUUAUCCAGAGAGCUACUCCUAUGCCACUGCUGUCAUUAAGUCUGAUACAGGUUAUGUUGGACUGGUGAAUCAGGCUAUGACCUGCUAUCUGAACAGCCUUCUGCAGACUCUUUAUAUGACCCCAGAGUUCAGAAAUGCCGUAUACAGAUGGGAGUUUGAUGGAAGAGAAGAGGACAUGUCUAAAAGUAUCCCUUUUCAACUACAGAAACUGUUUCUGCUGCUUCAGACCAGCAAGAAAAAGGCCAUAGAGACAACUGACUUGACCAGAAGCUUUGGCUGGGAUAGUAGUGAAGUCUGGCAACAACACGAUGUCCAGGAGUUAUGUAGAGUCAUGUUUGAUGCUCUGGAGCUCAAAUGGAAGAAGACUGACCAGGCAAAUCUCAUCAACAAUUUGUACCAAGGCAAAGUCAAGGACUAUGUUAAAUGCUUGGAGUGUGGAAAUGAGAGUGCUCGAUUAGAUACAUAUCUUGAUAUACCUCUUGUCAUCCGCCCAUUUGGCUCCAAUGAGUCACAUAGUAGUGUGGAUGAGGCCCUGCAGGCAUUUGUGGAACCUGAAACAUUAGAUGAAAAUAACCAGUACUUCUGUGAGAAGUGCAACAAAAAAUGUGAUGCCCACAAGGGUCUGAAGUUUGUUUCCUUUCCAUAUUUAUUGACUCUGCAGUUGAAAAGAUUUGACUUUGAUUAUUCAACACUGCACAGGAUUAAGCUGAAUGACCGAAUGAUUUUUCCUGGAGUUCUAAACCUGAACCACUUAAUUGAACCAGAAAAAGCUGGUUCAGAGGAGACCACAGCCAACACUCUGGAAGAGAGUAGUGAUGAAGGCAUUGAUGAAGGAAUAGAGAUAGAAUCCAGCCUGACUGGGACCUCUUCAGAAAAUUCUAGUCUUUCGAGUGAAGCCGCCGCAAACAACAAAAACGUGAGAGCUGCAGGAGCCAAGGGUCCAUAUGCCUAUGAGCUGUUCUCCAUAAUGGUGCAUUCUGGUAGUGCUGCAGGCGGACAUUAUUAUGCCUACAUAAAGUCUUUCAAAGAUGGACAGUGGUACAGUUUUAAUGAUCAACAUGUCUCAAAGAUAACGUACGAUGAUAUUACUAAAACGUAUGGUGGCUCCAGCACGUCCAGGGGAUACUACUCCGCUGCCUACACAAGUUCCACAAAUGCCUAUAUGCUGAUGUACAGACAGAUUGAUAAACAGCGAAAUAAAGGUAUUUCAUGGCAUCUGAUAAUUUUGUUCAUGGUUAAUAAAUGUGUAUGUACAAUAGUGAUCCUGUAUUUUAUUGUUUCAUCAGAUUUUAUACAACCUGAGAAUUUCCCCAAACAUCUCAAAUUGGCUCUACAAAGACUGAAGGACCGAGAAGAACAAGAAAUCCGACAACGAGAACUUGACAAAUCUACCUGCAAGAUUAAAGUGUACUACUUUCACCCAAGAGAGAAAAGAAAGAUGGAACAGAUUGAAGUUCACAAGGAUAAGACCUUAAAAAGUUCAUUGGCCACAGAAAUGUGUUCUAGGUUGUUUAGCAUAGACAAGUCUGUUCCACUUGACUGCUGUCGUCUGGUGAAGUUUGACGAGUAUCAGGACACGCUCGAGUGCUCCUUCGCGAUGAAGAUGACCCCCAUGGGUUUGUUACUGGGAGGAGUUAAACAGGCCUACAACUUUGACCUCCUCCUGGAAACGAAGCGGGCAGAUCAGGUGUUCCAAGAAUACAAGCCCGGGGGUGUGACGGUAAAGCUGUUUAUUGCUGACUUACCAAAUGACAUCAUCCAGGAGCCCCCUAUCAGUGUUCGAGCCUACCAUUCACAAACUGUCGCUGAGUUCAAGAAAAUGGUGGGGGAGGUUCUGAAUGUCUCAGCAGCCCAGAUGAGAUGUGUUUUGGAGAGGUUUCACAAUGACCUCAAAUUAUUAUUUGUCCCUAAUAAAACCCUGAAAAGAGGGUUCUUCAAAAGCAACAAGGUGUAUGUGGAAUUUUCUGGUGAGGAGGAUACCACAAACUUUACACAAACCCACUUCUUCCGAUUGCUGGAUCGGCACCAAAACACAAUCCGAAUUCACGUCAACCUUCCCUCCUCAUCUGAUGUGGAAGAUUUUCUCAAGUCAAGUUCAAGACAUGAACAGCUUUUGAAAAAUGCCAUAAAUUCUGGAAAAUCUAGAGAAGACAGUUCAACCUCUUUAGAAAUAAGGAGUAAAAAUGGAAGUGACUCUUUAGACGAGGGGAUAAGUGAUCGUGGAAGUGAUAGUGAAAUUGAUUUCAAACUGAAGAAAACAACACUUCAACAGUCCAGAAGUGACCCUUCAAUUUACCACAGCUGUCAAUCAAUUGACAAUGGGCGUGUCAGUCCCCUUGGUUCCGCCUCUGAGGGACGGGCCAGUAGUCCCAUUGGUCACAGUAGCAGUAGUCAGGAUACAAGCACUAGUGCAGAGUUUAGUAUUUCAACCAGUUACAGGGGUGUGUGUAAUAUUUAUGAUGGACAAGAAGAAGCGACAGACAGUGUGCUUGAAGAUUCAAACAGUCGUGAACCGGUCGAGCAUGGAGAGAGUGAUUCAGAGCAGACUGCACCGCCCUCACCCGGGGACCGAGUGAUCAAUGACACUGAUUUUAAACCCGAGGAGAACUGGGAUUCAGAUUGUGAUAAUGAUGUUACAAUAACAAAGGAGGAACCCUCUAAACGCUACUUUCACAUUGUUCAAAAUGAGAUGGAUGUGCUUACAAAACAGAGAAAUUUAACAGUGCUUGUCGAUAAACGAAUUACACUUGGGGCUUUCAAAAAGGAACUAGAAGCACAUGUAGGAACAACUUCUGAUAACUUUAAGGUUUACAGAGUCUACUCAAAUAAUCAAGAGUUUGAAAGCAUCAGACUGACCGAGACGCUCUCCUUUUUUGAGGAUGGAAAGUUGAAUAUCAAGUUAGGUAGAGCCCUAAAACCAGGUGAAUACAGGGUCAAAAUUUAUCAGCUGCUUGUCAAUGAAUCAGAGCCGGGAAAGUUCUUGAUAGACACAAUAUUUGCCAAGGGAAUGUCAGUCCAAGAAUCAAAGAAACUGAUUAUACCAGAGAUCAAAGAACAGUGUGGCAUCGAUAUUCCUCUUGAGAGAUGUCGACUGAGGAAGAAGACGUGGAGAAAUCCGGGAACUGUCUACGUAGAUGAUCAGGUCUAUGAGGAUGAAGUCCAUAUCUUUGCAAACUGGGAAGUCUUCUUACAAAUCCUGGAUGGACCCGAGGAGAUGUCUACAACAUCACAACUGGCCAUAUUUGUUCGAAGAUGGAAACCCAGCAGUUACGAGCUGGACCAAUUCCAAGAAGUGAUUCUGUCCUCCCAAACCGUAGACGACCUCAAAGAAAAGAUAUCUGAUAUAAGUGGAAUACCUGUGGAAGAUAUUGAGUAUGCAAAGGGACGAGGGACUUUCCCAUGUGACAUCUCGCUGCUGGAGAUUCACAAUGAUUUGGAUUGGAGUCCCCACGUAACCAGCCUCAACUCCUGGCCGCUGUAUAUCUGUGAUGAUGGAUGUGUUCUCUACUACAGAGACAGAACAGAGAAGUUAGCAGAGUUGUCAGAAACUAGAAAGAAAGAACUACAACAAAAGGAGAAUGCCAGAAUGGCACGUGGAACGGUUCGUUCAUCAUACUCGCCAAGGAAAGAAAGAGCUCUUAAAAUCUACACAGAUGAAUCACCGACAGUUAGUGAUGCCAAGUCGCCGCCUGAUUUAGACUGAAGAAAAGUGAUUGGAUAAUUCUUGUGAUCUGAACUGUUGAUUUUUUUCUUAAGCCUGUCAUAUCCACAGAGUUCUAAAUGUGCUUAUCAUCAGUCUGUGUGACCUUUGAUCUCAUAGGUGAAUUUUGUCCUGUGAUUUGCUUUUGAGAAUGAAAAAAAAAAGAUGUCAGAUUCUGUAGUCCAGAUUUAGCUUUGCUGGUAGCAUAUGACUGAAAUAUCCAUUAUUUGUGUUUAAAAUUGAAAGAAAAAUUUCGUUUUGUUUCAUAAAUGUUUUAAUGCAUUUUUUGUUACUUCAUAUUAUGUCAUAGUUUCAUGCAGUGAUAUAUGUAUAUAGAUUCUAAUGUAAGAUUAUCAAGAGAGAUUUGUCUUUCAAACUGUUGUUGGUUUACGUUUCAGUGUACAGUUCUCAUGACAGAUAUGAAUAUCGUGCAGAAGGUUCAGCAUGCUCCAUUACCAAUGAAUUGAUUGCUUGUUUUAACUGCUAGAGAAGAUUUCCGUCUUUAUCUAAACCAUAUUGAAUUCAGUCUUUGCAUGCACAAUAAUAUUUAAAUAUGUAAUUUAGUCUGAGAGAAAUGUAAGGAUUAUUUCUGUUAAGAAAGUUUUCUUCCAGACUGCCAACUGUAAAAUGUAAUUGGCUGAAAUUCAAUAUAUUCAGUAUUUUAUCUAUUGUUCAAGGUUUGAUAAUAUAGUUGCUAUGUAUUAAAUCUGUGAACGCUAAAAAUGACUUUUUCAUGAACAAUAUUCUUCAAACUCUUGGAAAAAUGAAAACAUCAUUAGGUCUCCAAUACAAAAUAAGGUGUUACAGACUGCAUAAUUGAACAUUGUUGUUUUCUCAUUAAAAUCAAAAUCAGUACUACUAUGAUAGAAUUACA
Ostrea edulis (European flat oyster) is the source of this 5145-nucleotide messenger RNA. Its product is annotated as ubiquitin carboxyl-terminal hydrolase 47-like. The record is from RefSeq and is a predicted model, not a curated record. Gene Ontology annotation, biological process: protein deubiquitination. Gene Ontology annotation, cellular component: nucleus; cytosol. NCBI's taxonomy places the organism in Eukaryota, Metazoa, Mollusca, Bivalvia, Ostreida, Ostreidae. Gene Ontology annotation, molecular function: cysteine-type deubiquitinase activity; cysteine-type endopeptidase activity.